AUGUCACAGGAGCACCACCAAAAGAGCACCACCACCACCACCACCUCCUCCUCCUCCUCCUCCUCCUCCUCCUCCACCCAAGCCACGCCGGACUGGUCGGCAAACCAAUACCUCAAAUUCGGCAGCGAGCGAACCCGCGCCGUGCACGACCUCGUCGCCAACAUCCCCCUGCAGGACCCCAAGCACAUCAUCGACUUAGGCUGCGGGCCAGGCAACUCGACAGCCGUGCUUGCCUCGCGCUGGCCGGACGCCCAGGUUUCAGGCGUGGACUCGUCGCCCGACAUGCUCGCCAAGGCACGCGCGAACCUCCCCGGCGUGACCUUUACGCAGGCCGACCUGCACACGUACGAGCCUCCCACCACCACCACCACCAGCAGCAGCAGCAGCAUAGGCCCCGGCACCGCGGACCUUCUCUUCAGCAAUGCCGUGUUUCACUGGCUGCGGCGGGAGCAGCGGAUCCCGACGGUGCAGCGGCUGCUGAGCGGCCAGUGCGCAGGCGGGGUAUUGGCCCUCCAGGUGCCCGACAACUACGAGGAGCCCUCGCACAAGGCGAUGCGGGAGACGGCGCUGCUCGAGGGCCCGUGGACCGAGUAUUUCCAGGAAGCGCCGGCCGAGCAGCGCCCGGACCUGGACCCCAUCGAGACGCCUGCCGAGUGGUACGACGCGCUGCAGCCCCUGUGCGCGCGCGUGGACGUGUGGCAUGUGCUCUACCAGCACGUCAUGGAGUCGCCGGCCGCCAUUGUCGAGUGGGUCAAGGGCACGGGGCUGAUGCCGUUCCUGAACCUCCUGCCGACGCAGGAGAUCAAGGACGCCUACUUGAAGGCGUAUGAGCAGAGGCUGGGCGAGAUGUACCCGCGGCUGAUCGAUGGGAAGGUGAUGCUGAGAUAUCCCAGGCUGUUUGUGGUCGCGACGAGGAAGUGAUUUCUUGAGGAUCCAGUUGGACGUGAAUAUGAAAUUCAAUUUGUGAAUAGC
Molecule: messenger RNA, 972 nt
Organism: Cryphonectria parasitica EP155
Lineage: Eukaryota; Fungi; Ascomycota; Sordariomycetes; Diaporthales; Cryphonectriaceae
Product: S-adenosyl-L-methionine-dependent methyltransferase
Exons: 1
Coding region: 1-921 (306 amino acids)
Molecular function (GO): trans-aconitate 2-methyltransferase activity
Source: RefSeq, a predicted model, not a curated record